This is a messenger RNA of Klebsormidium nitens, 1643 nucleotides long. Lineage: Eukaryota; Viridiplantae; Streptophyta; Klebsormidiophyceae; Klebsormidiales; Klebsormidiaceae. The record is from the annotation of a GenBank genome assembly.
CCAGAGGUUGUUCGAGAAUGCCAUGCCAAAUGCUGAGCCAUAGCGCCCCGGAGGCCGGCACACCACACCAGUACCGCUCUUCGCAGCUGUUGCAGCAGCUUUCCUACACGCUACCGUUACUAUUAGUAGUACCGUACCUGGUUCAGAACCGUAGCUCUUUUAUUGGCUCCCAGCAAGUGUAGGUAUUUACAUUGUCGUGUCUCACUUCAUUGACCUACUACAUAUUACGGCAACCUAAGAAAGAAGCUGACGCAAGAUGGUUGAGUCUGGGUGGAAGGAAGACAUCCUCAGCCGCAUGGCUGCAAGGGAUAGAAACCUGGCAUCACACCCACUGGUGCACGGACUCCUCGACCGCAUUGCCGUAGCAGAUGGGAACCAAACUAUGUGGGACUUCAUGUCCAGCCUGAGUCCACCACAAGCAGACAGCCCACAAAUUGCUUCAGGGGAGGUUAGUUACAUUCAGCCGGCGCUGGCGUUGAAAUGGAGGGGGGUGGGACGAAUCAAGGCGGGCAGGGCAUACACGUCUUCUGGGGGGUUGGACAUCAACUCGCUUAUUCUUAUGAAGCCUGGAGAAGGAGAAGUGAACGACUACAAAAGGCUGCAUUCUAGAAAGGAUUGGGUGGUGGGGUUUCUAGAGCCAUUUCCCAGGACAGAGGAGGGAAAAGGACUGUGGAAGGACGAUGGGUACAACAUUCGUGGGAACGCGAUCGGGUUUCCAGGCGGGGAUCGCGUCAAACGAGCUGGCGCAUCAGAUGCAGACGAAGUCAAUUUGAUGGUGAUUUGUCCGGCGAGGGAUGAGAACGGAGGCCAAUGCUGGACAGAGACCACAAAAGACCUGCUAAAGGCGAAGAGGUACGACGAGAUCUUCCAGACGGGCCAGCUCGUGCUGCCGCGCAGACAGCGGUGGCCGUAUUCUGUCGGAGCCGUCGUCUUUGUCCGGAAGCGGGACAAGGAGGUCGGGGCUGCCAAGCAACGGCUGCACAUUGUGGACAUUUUGCUGGACCAGACCAAAGUCCCCACCUUCGAAGGGGGGCCUAAACUCGCUGAAGUCGUGCACCAGGUCUUGCAUGGGUUCGUCGUUGGUGUCGGCCGGGAAAUGGAUCGAAAAAGCGGAGACGAGCGGGCGCAGAAGCAAGGUGAUGUGCAAGAUGCACCAGAGGCUUCGAAAGCAGACAGUGGGGAGGAAGCGUCGGAGAUCUUCCUCGCAGAAAGCGUGUUCAUCAAUGGGAAGUGGCCGGGAACCUGGAGAAUGGAACUCACGGCCGCGGUCGAAACUCUCGGUUUUGUGAAGGAGAAGGGGGGGUGGCUCCAUGGGUCCAAGCGGUGCUCGAAGUGCGGUGCAAGCGGCGUCGCGGUAAAGACGUGCAGUGGGUGCAGACGUGCUCAGUAUUGCUCGAAGGAGUGCCAGGUGGCGGCCUGGAAGGAGGGGCACAAGGUGGAGUGUAGACGUGCUAGCGCAGCAGGAGCAGCUGACGUUAAGUCGUGAGCUGCAGCAUCUUUCCGCCUUCAAUUAUUCCGUUUCUCCUUGAAAGCUGGACAGCAUUCAUGGGAAGCUCGUCUUGCAGAGAUCAACAGAUCUGUAACAUUAUGCACAACUGACAAAAGAGUCGAUCGGUCACAGCGUCACAUGAUUGAUAGAGCCU